This is a messenger RNA of Ectocarpus sp. CCAP 1310/34, 2122 nucleotides long. NCBI's taxonomy places the organism in Eukaryota, Phaeophyceae, Ectocarpales, Ectocarpaceae. The record is from the annotation of a GenBank genome assembly.
UUUUCAACAGAGCAUCGGCUGACACGUCACAGCGCAGCGCGUGGCUCGGCAAGUGGAUCAUUUUUCUUGGAAACCGGGGUCGACACACAAAGGGCUGCAGAGGCGCGAACAACAAGGAUGGGAGCUUUCAAGGCGUGUACGUCCACGGUAUCGGCGGCGGGCGCGCUGCUGCUGCUGCUGGCCGCACCCCAGAACCUCUGCGCCCGGGCCGACGUAACGGAAAGGGCCACCAAGAUAUCGUUCCGGGAAAAAGUCAGCCUGCCCGGGGGGAGCGGAAGCAGCCUUAUGGGGACUGGGGUAAGAGUGAAGAAGAUCGGGCCCGCGGGGGUGAAGGUUUAUGCCGUCGGGCUUUACGUGGAUGAGAAGGCGGCCGCUAAGGAGCUCGAGGUUCACAAAGGCGAAGACGGAGAGUCCCUCGGAAAAAACGACGGCUUUUUCUCGCGGGUGGCCAAGUCCAAAUUUGAGAAGACGAUGGUUCUCAAGAUGGCGAGGGAGGUGGGGACGGAGAAGAUGGUUAGCGCGCUCACGGAGAGCGUCAAGCCGCGCAUCUCAGGCUCCAAGAAACCGCUCGAAACCUUUCAGGACAUUUUGCUGAAGGCCGUGGGAAAGGAGGGAGCGGCGAAGAAGGGCAUGCAGUUCGGCUUCGUUUGCAAGCCGGGGGCGCUGUGCGUGAGCGUGAACGGGAAGGACGCGGGCACGAUCAAGAGCGGGCCGCUUUCGAGCGCGAUGGUUGACGUCUACCUCGGGAAGAAGGCAGUGUCCCCAGGAGCAAAGAAAGCUUUCGCCACCGGUGUUGCGACCCUUCUCGAGCGUUAGAAUGGCAUUUAACCGUAUAAGCAUGGACGUGGUGAAAGCUUGUGUAUGUGAUGGAUUCUAGACGUUUAGACGUUUAGACGGUAGUCGAUAUCUAGGCGUUUAGACGGUAGUCGAUUGAUUUUUCGCAUUUUUAGCCCGUAUCGGAAGCAUCUCCUGCGACGGCAUUCAACCUCUAUGAGUAAAGGUGGUUAUUCGGUGCAAUAGAGGCGUUUGAAUUGACUGUAGUUGUCGAUCCAUUCAACGCUUUGCAAUAGCCCGUAGCGAAGUGGCCUUUUCGAGCGUUACACUAGCACCCAACAGCAGUUAUGGGCCUAGGUGCCCCAAGCGUUGGAUCUUGGGUGCAACUUGCAACAGACACCAACGAUAGUCGACCCCAUCGACGCGUCGUACAUGGCCCGCUGCGGACAUUAUAGACAUGGGAAAGUUGACCCAAGUAUACCACCCGAUUAAAAGUUCAUGGCUGUCUGAUAGCUUAAAGGCAGGGCGGCCUGCUUCACACGCGAAAUAUGCAUCCGGUACAUAGUGCCUUUAGAACAACGGCGCACGUGGCCGUUGCCGGGGGAGGGGCAUUGCAUCGGGCGCACGUCGCCCAGGUGAAUUCCAGCUUCAUUUGGCUCCGUCGCUUGUCCCUCCUCCUCGCCUGUCGGGCGGGGAGGCUGCUGUUUUUCUUUUUUUGAGUCAAGCUCGCCCACCCCAACGGUGAGGACGCGGGGGGGGGGUGACUCGGGGGAAAGUGCGUUUGUGAUCGUCGUCAUUGGGAGGACGUUUUUCUUGGUGUGUUCAGGCCGGGGCCUGCGCCCUCGGCGUAAAGACGGAGACGCUGACAUGCUUCCCUCACGCCACCUCCGCAAGUUGGGUGGGUGCGACUUGUUGGGUGAGACACAGCAAAGCCUGCCUCUGAAGUCAAGCGUGCUCGUGCUCGAAGAUGCGUAUAUUUCUGUUUUUUUUGUGGAGUCGUUGUGGUGAUGCGGGAUGGUACAGGGACGGACGACGGUGUUGCCAUGAGAGCGAUGCGCGACACUCAUUACACGUGAGGCAGGACGAUGGGGAAACCACUACGAUGGAAUGCAUGAUGCAGCCCCAUGCUUUGGCGCUCGUGCUGUACCAACCAAUGCUUGUUGUGGUUCCGUCCAGAUACAAGCCCUCCUGUGGGCUUCAUCUCAUGCUGCGUAGCUUUCCCUCGCACGUACGUGAAGUUCUCGCGCUCUCUUGGUUGCGGGGCAGACGUCGAGCUACAUAUAUACCGGUCGCCCCGGUAGUCUAGUGGGUGGCCUCGCAGCCUGCUAAGAGCCAGGUCAUGGGUUCG